GCGUGUUCCUAUUUACCGAAACGUCUUGAAACAGGUUCACGCCGCGACAGAAGAGCAGCUCGGCGCCGUGAGGCGGUCGAUAAGCAGGUCCACGUUGAGUCAGGAUGAGCGCGAGAGUCUAAAGUAAGUUGAUCGAAAUGAAGUUUAACGGAUAUUUGAAGCUUCGGAUCGGCGAGGCGGUGGGACUGAAGCCUACCACCUUCUCCCUUCGCCACACUGUCAUCUUCAACAAAGCCUCCCCGGCCCUGGACCCCUACAUGGUGGUGAAGGUGGACGACUUCAAGAUUGGACAGACCCUCACCAAACAGAAAACCAACACGCCGACGUUCAACGAGGAGUUCUGCCUCAACGUGAACGACGCGAAACAAAUCGAGGUGGCGGUUUUCCACGACACUCCGAUCGGAUAUGACGACUUUGUGGCCAACUGCAUUGUUCAGUUUGAGGAUCUCAUCAAAACCUCCAACACCGGAGAAACAUUCGAGGGCUGGAUGGACUUGGAGCCAGAGGGCAAAGUCUACAUUCAUAUUACGCUCACUGGAUCCUUCACUGAUGAUGACGCCAUAGUGAAAACGAAGAAGAGCUUCAAGCAGUUCACAAGGAAGAGACAAGGGGCCCUGAGACGCAAGAUCCACCAGGUGAACGGACACAAGUUCAUGUCCACUUUCCUUCGUCAGCCCACAUUCUGUUUCCACUGCAGAGAGUUCAUCUGGGGUGUUUUUGGAAAGCAGGGUUACCAGUGCCAAGUGUGCACCUGUGUGGUUCACAAACGAUGCCACCAGCAUGUCGUCACUGUGUGUCCACGCAUGAAGAAGCCAGUGAAAGAACAACCCAUAAACCAAGGUUUCAGCAUCAACGUUCCUCACAUGUUCAACAUCCACAACUACAAGGCGCCCACCUUCUGUGACCACUGUGGCUCCCUGCUGUGGGGAAUAGUCAGGCAGGGGCUGCACUGUAAAAUCUGUAAAAUGAAUGUUCACAUCCGCUGCAAAGGCAACGUUGCUCCGAACUGUGGGGUCAACACUGUGGAACUGGCCAGUAAGCUGGCAGAGAUGGGUCUGCAGGCUGGAGGACUCUCUAAACGCAACUCAAUGGCCAAAAGUCAGAUGAGGGCCCCCAGUGAAAGGAGGGAGAGUAUGGGCACUCAGCAGCAGACUCCUCGACUGGGCAUCUCAGACUUCACGUUCCUUCAAGUCCUUGGCAAGGGCAGUUUUGGCAAGGUGAUGCUGGCGAGACUAAAUGGCAAAGAUCAGGUUUUUGCAGUCAAGGUGUUGAAGAAGGACAUCAUCUUGCAGGAUGAUGAUGUGGAGUGUACCAUGACGGAAAAGAGGGUGCUGUCACUGGCCCGCUGUCACCCCUACCUCACACAGUUGUACUGCUGCUUCCAGACGCCGGACCGUCUCUUCUUUGUGAUGGAGUUUGUGAAUGGUGGCGAUCUUAUGUUCCACAUCCAGAAGUCCAGGAAGUUUGAAGAGCCGAGAGCACGUUUCUACACAGCAGAGAUCACCUCCGCUCUCAUGUUCCUGCACAGCAAAGGCAUCAUCUACAGGGAUCUAAAACUGGACAAUGUUCUUCUUGACAAAGACGGUCACUGUAAGCUGGCGGACUUUGGCAUGUGCAAAGAGGGCAUAUUUGAAGGCGCAGCCACAGGAACUUUCUGUGGGACCCCGGAUUACAUCGCCCCCGAGAUCCUGCAGGAGAUGCUGUAUGGGCCCUCUGUUGAUUGGUGGGCUCUCGGGGUGCUCCUGUAUGAGAUGCUGUCGGGACACGCUCCCUUUGAGGCCGAAAAUGAAGAUGACCUCUUUGAAUCCAUCCUCAAUGAAGACAUUGUUUAUGCGUCUUGGCUCAGCGCAGAGGCCGUAAAUAUACUCAAAGCUCUCUUGACCAAAAACCCGGCUCGGCGUCUGGGCUGUGUGGCCUCAGAGGUCGGAGAGAGUGCUGUGACCAGCCACGCCUUCUUCACUGGUAUCGAUUGGGAGAAGCUGAAUCGUAGAGAAAUGGAGCCACCUUUUAAGCCCAGGAUCAAAACACCAGAAGACGUCAACAACUUUGACCCCGAUUUUACUCAGGAAGAGCCAACCCUCUACGCCAUCGAUGACCCUCUGAUCCCUCCGUUAACCAGGACGAGUUUCGUAACUUCCUCCUUACACCUCGCCUGAACUGCUGGAGAGCUGAGGGUCUCCUCUUGGAUCCACCAGUCAUCCUGCACUCUUUUCAGUGUCUGUAGCUUUUUCUAAAACAGUUCCAAGUGGUACUUGCAGUAUGAUGCUGUUACAUUCCCCAGAGACAUGAAGGUGCAAAUUGCCAAGGAGUCAGUCAAACACAUGCUCGACAAGAACUGUGGCUGCACCCGAUGAACUCUUAAGCAUUCCUAUAAUUCCCCAAAGAGUGGCGCGCGAUCAUCUUUCAAAAAUGACAUUUAGUUGGGACACAUUCAUUCAAGUCUCUGUAUGGAAAUGGUUUAUUUGACAUUUUGGUAUGUUGUAAACUUGUUUGGCAAAGGUGUACAACCUCAGUAUUUUAUUGUAUAUUUUGCUCUGGAUGAUUUUGUUUCUAGUUACUUCAAAUGAAAAAAGUACUUUUUUUUUUUUUUGGCAUAGUCUGUUUCAUUUUUGAUCUUACACUGGAAGAAAUAAUGAGCCAGCCGGCCAGAGUAUCCCAGUAAGGUUGAGCUGACAGUUAAAACCUGGAAGAGCUGAGUGAGCAGAUGAAAUAGUUUCUCAAUGAUGUGACCCUACUCUGGAAAAAAACAAGUACUCACCGACUCACACGCUCUGUCUAAAUGACAGUUAAAACAAUUACAGGGAUGAUUUGUCGAAGUAGCUCCAAGCCGUUUUGCAUAAUAGAUGAAGUUUAUUUUGUGUUUAUAGAUCAAACUCCAUAAGAAAACAUUGGCGUCCGUCUCAAUGAUUCUCCAUGUAAUUGAGUAAACCAGGCAUGUUUAGGAUUAUGCAACGUUCCAUCUGAGGUGAAAGCUCUGCUAUUAUGUGACGCAGAUAUCCCAAACUUUUGAGAUCACGCCACACGGGGCCAUAAGAACAAUGCUAGUAUGGUGUUUGCCAAUUGCCAUAUUCAAGUCUUGGUGUGUCUGAAGGUUUCACAAGAGCAACAGUAAUCAUUCAGUCUGCUGCGCUCUGCUUAUGCACACACACACACCACACACACACACACACACACACACACUCUUUCUCUCAACAAACGGAGCCAUUGACAGCUCCCAGGUCUGGGUAAUGAGAGCUCACAUGGGCAUUUUCAAACUAGCAAAUCCCAUAAAAGUUAUUGAAUACCCUCCCUGCUGAACACUAACACCACCCUCACUGUGAACAUAUUAAAAUUAGGAGGUAGAUGGAGAGAACUUAAAAUUGUAACCCUUCGGUAACUUUGCUCUCAUCAUGGUGGUGUCCUUCAACAGUUAAUUUUUUUUAGACUAAACAGGAAACCACACAGCGUCAUUACUGUUGCCUUUGAUUGAAACAGGAAGACACAAGAAGACAAGAAUUAGUCUUUUGGGACACUUUAAGAAAUGUGAAUACAGUAUGUGCUGUUGCUGACAACAAAAAGACUUUCAUUGAAAGGUAUAUUGUGUUCCCUUUGCUGAACUCUUCCUGUUAGUUUCAAGUUGGAAGUCUUCAGGCUCCACAUCACAUCUGUUUAUCUCUUCAACCCCUAUCCCGUUGAGGACUGUGGCUAAAUAUUGUAGAUUAGUGGCUUUAGAUACAUAAAUGCUUGUGUCUAAUCUGAAACUGGAACGCAGUGCUGUUUUGUUUUUACGGCAAAAAACAAGAGCUAUGUUUAUUUCCAUUAAAGUGAAAAAAGGAGACUAAUAAUGCAACUAAAGUUUUCUAACUAAUCCUGUUGAACAGCAUUUUAACUUUUAAAAGGGCAUUGCUUUCAGGGAUCCAAUAGCAUCCAACUAAUCUACUUGAAGCUUUCCUUAACAAAGAUGGGCCAUAGGAUUAAAUGACUUGAGUUUUUGUUUACCCAUUACCUGUUUGGCAGCUUUCCUCAAGUAAUGUCUGAAUGAGAGGAAAGAUUGAGGAGCCAUGUCUCAGCUUCUAUUACUGAGAUGCACUGAUGGCUGCCAGCAGUGCCUCUUCACUGCUUGAUUGAAACCCUGAAAGUUGCAAAAGAAGAAGGAAAAAAGACUCUGACAUUACCAGUGAUCCCCUGAAGAAAUCGUAAUGUUUCUUACUUGUUGGGCUUUUUGUGCAGCAACACAAAGUUCCAGAAUCCAAUCAGACGAUGGCCAUUGCAACAAUAACAAUGCAAUCUUUCUUGUACAUUUCAACAUUUCUCUUUCAAAUCAUUGUGGUGCUGUUGUUGUUACAGAGCACUCUCUUAUCUGUGUAUUUUCAUUGAACUCCCAAGUUUGUGCCACAAAAAAAAUCUGCAUAGCUUUUCAUAGUUUUUCUCACUAGAAAUAUGUUACAAAAAUAACAAUCUCACACCGUUUGCUAUUACAGAGAUAACCAGCCGAGCUUGGAAUAUACCAAUUUCACCUUGCUAGAGUGACCAAUAGUAUAGAAAAAGGUGUGGCUAGCACCUUAGACAACUUCCAGACCAUUGUAAAGUUAAUCAAAAUGAAUAAAUAAAUAAACAUUAUUUGA
Messenger RNA from Cyclopterus lumpus (lumpfish), 4604 nucleotides. It is a transcript of the gene prkcha, whose product is annotated as protein kinase C, eta, a. Bases 138 to 2156 code for a protein of 672 amino acids. Gene Ontology annotation, biological process: protein phosphorylation. The record is from RefSeq and is a predicted model, not a curated record. Lineage: Eukaryota; Metazoa; Chordata; Actinopteri; Perciformes; Cyclopteridae. The transcript is spliced from 15 exons. Gene Ontology annotation, molecular function: ATP binding; diacylglycerol-dependent serine/threonine kinase activity.